CACACAUGCUCCAGGCGUGUAACACGAAAGGGUCUACUUUUAAGAGGUGCAAAAAAAACCAGAUGCAGAACCAGAUGCAGCAACGCGGAAUCCACCUUACCCGGCCACCCCCAGUUCACUAUCAACCGAAUCAACAAUGUACUACUCAAUUGGACCAGUACCAGUCGCAGCAACAGCAAUAUCCAAGUCAACCGUUGGGCCACUACCGACUGCAGCAAUAUCCAAGUCAACCGUCAGACCACUACCGGGUGCAGCAACAGCAAUAUCCACAAUCGGUGCACUAUCAACAACGGCAACCUCAACAGGUCCAUUACUAUCAACAGCAAUUGCCGAUGACUCAGCAUCGACAGCAAGCUACAUGGGCAUCACACCACGAAAGGUAUUCUCCUAUGUAUCAACAAUAUCAACACGCACCUGUAUGUUACCAGCAACAAAUUAUCCAUAAUAACCAAAGUGUAGCAACAAACGGAAAAGAACUAAUAAGGGCGGUUGAGGAGUCUUCUUUGCAAUCGCAACAAGCGCCACCCCAUGUGCAAUCUGAUGCUACGACAUACUAUCGACAACCUAAAAUACAUUCUUAUUUAACCGAAGAAGGACAGCAGACAAAAAUAGAUUUAGUACCAACAGAAGAAGACUUGCAAGAACUGCGAUUGAUAAAUGCAGAAAUAGAAGGCCAUCUACAAUCCGUAGACGUAGACGACCGGCCUCUAAAUACGCCAAUUUGCAAUGAGGAUGAUGAAUGUAAUGAGCACAUCUCUCAGAAUAAUUUAAUCGAGCAAGUAUUCAAAACUACAGUAAUAGAAGACAUGGAUGAAUCCACGGAAGUCAUGUUACAUCCACCCGUAAAUGACUUUGAAUCCACUAAAGUCAUGUCCCAGUUACCCAUGGAUGAAAUCGAAUCUACUAAAGCCACAUCACAGUCAUCCUCCACGAAUGAACUUGCCGAGACCAUGCCACGGCAACCCAUGGAUGGACUUAUUGAGGCCGUGCCACAGUCGCCCUCUGUGAAUGAACUUUCUGAGGCCGUGCUACAGUCGCCCUCUGUGAAUGAACUUUCUGAGGCCGUGCCACAGUCACCUUCCGCGAUUGCUGAGACCGUGCCACAUUCUCCCCGCGUGGAUGAACUCGAUGAGGCCAUAUCGCAUUCGUCGAUGGAUUUAGAUUGCAUUGCCACAGAAGCACUGGAUAAUGCAUUAGACAAAGAAUCGGAAAAUGGUGAUUUGAUAAAUUUAUCUGAAUCAAAAAUGAUUGUAAAUACAACUACACAAGAGGCUUUAGCAAUGAAAGUUGCAGUAAACAUUAUAUCAAAGGCACCUCGAAAAGGAGAUAAGAGCAUGCAAGUGAUGGAAAAUAUAAUUUCUUCUCGAAUAACAUCUUUAGGGAAGAAGGUGCCAUCUUCCUCAUCUGAAGACGAAGAAUGUCAUAUUGCUCAAGAGGAGGAUUUGGUAAAGGAACGUUCAGAUAAAGAAACUGAUGUAAAGAGGAAAAGGGGGAAGAAACAAAAAAAUGCGUCCAAUACUUCUGGAAAAAUUCCAGCAGAGUUGUAUGUAACAUUUUACACAUUAUUUUCAUUGUUUAAUAAUAAUCAGAAAAGCAAGUUGCAACGCUUGCUGUUAAGUGUAACAACGGCCACACCUAGCAAGAAGAAUGAUAUACACAUAAAAUUUUUUCAUAAUCCAAAUAUCGAUGAUGGUGCUAUAUAUGCGAAGUACAUACCUAAAGGAUCGGACGAUAAAGUGUUACAGGAGUUUGAAAAGCCACAUGCAAAUGUUGUUUUUGCUCAUACCCUUAUGAUAUUAUCCAUUAUGGAUGAAUCUAAAUUGUCAUUCUAUGAACGCAUUGCUGCGUUUUGGGUUAGGGUGUAUUGUAAUGUCAAAAAAAUAGAUAAAGCAGCUGCAUUGGUUCUACUUCAAAAUGAGUUCUCGAAAAUAUUUGGAACAAACAAAAAGAAAUUGCUGGAAUAUUUCAAGAAAUACUGGAACGUAAUCAAUCGCAAGAAAAAAAGUAUGCCUGACACAUCUCCAAGUGAUGAGGAAGAGGAAGAAGGAAGUAUUCCCAGUGCUGGAGACGGGCCAAAUCGAUUUGCUGCUGUAAAAAUUAUGGACAAAGAUCUUCACUUGCAUAUUGAUCCAUCGAAGUGUAUGUGGAGUGGUGUGUUUCAUGUCGACAACAUUAAAUCACCAGUAACUAUAAGUGAAUGUGGUACAGCAAAACUGGACAAAGUGAAAGUAUCGUACUGUGUGAACCAUACUCUCACAAAUUGUUACAUUUACAAUGUAUCAGGUCGAUAUGAAAGUACUUAUGCCAUAACAUGUACUCUGUUGAAUGCUUUGUUUUAUAGUGAACAGUGGAUACAAAAAGCCAAGUAUGUCAUUCCUCCUCCCUUAAGAUCUUGUUUCAUUUCUAUGUAUCGAAAAUGUUGCGCAAAUGCAGUAGCUAGCAAAGCUUAUUUAGAUGUGAUUAGUGGGUGGGUUCAGCCAUCUUUAAAGUUCAGUCAUAGUAUAUUACUUCAACAAAUUAAAAGUAAAAGGUCAAAAAGUGCACAUGAUAUUAUGACUGACGAUCAAACAAACAAUGUUCUUGCCAACUGCCCACGUAGUUAUAUUGCUCGAGUAUUUGCUCAACUAUUGCUCAAUAUGCCUAUCUCAUCAUCGAACAUAACAGAUCUUGCCAUUAAACAUCGAUACAUGCGAGAAGUUGAGAUGUGUAAAGCAAAUGACAUUUCAGGUAUUAGGGAUUUAUUGCAAUUAAUAGCCAACGGUAAAAUAAAUAUUGGUGUUCAGAUGUUAAUUGAUUCGUAUAUUAAUUGGACUACAAACACACUACCACCAUUAACUUCUCCUGAAGCUCGUAUUUAUGAAAUUCCAGAUAAAUCUGAAAGCUGCUAUUUAGAAUUUAAGACUUCAUUCCCAUAUCAAAAAUAUGUAGAUAAUUACAGUAUUCUAAAUCCGUUAUUUUUUUCUCCAUGUAUCGAUGAGGACCAAAAAGAGCCAGAAACAGAAACUCUUUAUGGUUAUGGCACAAUGACGUUUUGGAUAACAGUUCUUGCGUAUUUUUUGUGUGCUAAGUCAAUCAAAAAGGCUAACUCGCAUAAAACAGAGUCAAUUGAUGCACCUGAUGUGCCUAGACAAUCAAUGCGAAUUAAGAAACAUCUGGUAAAAAAGAAAUUGAAUCGAGAACAAUGCGAUGUAGAUACUAAUAUUGAAGAUGGAAAAACAGUAUGGAAUUCCAUUAAUAGUGAUCAAAUUCAUGGAAUGCAAAACAAACAAGAUGACAGUCGACCCAUGGUAUUCAUAUUUUGGGCUAAACCAAAAGAUAAAGCGUUCCUACACGCGCUUGCGAAAGCAGUAAAUACCAUAGUGCGACUUCACAGAGGAAACGAUGACAUGAGUAAUAAUAAAGCAGCUUUUGCAAGAAAUAUUUACACAUGCAUUUGUAAUUCCAAUCCGACAAAGGAGUAUUUUGAAAAUGGUACCCUUAAUAUGUACUUCUAUGUGAAUGAGCGACGACCAAUGCUAUUCACCAAAUAUGAUAAUUCAAAUAAAUGCACCAUCACAAUCAAAGUAGACAGUCAAGGUGCUGAUUUUUCAUCUUGCGAAAGUGCAAAACAUAGGAAUUCCAUGGAUGACAGAAUUAGUGGAGAUUUACAUAAUCAAACUACCAAUAGUGGAGAAUUAGGUGUAACAAAUUAUGUAUGCCCGAAAGCUCUAGUAAAUUUAAUGAGGUUAAAAUGUAAUGUUUUAAUUACAGAUGAACUCUCUCGUAUCAAGAUGAAGACGAAUAGAUCGAUAGCAUUGGAUGAUUUUGGAAGUGAUAAGUGCUUCAUUGCUGGGGUUGGAGUAGUAGAUACAAGUGGAACGAUCACACCCAUCGACAUAUGGAUACAUAAUGGAAUUGCAAUGCAGCAAGCGUGUGCAAGUGCAAGAACUCUUCUUUUGAUGCAACUAACUAAUAGCCUUGUCGGUGCGAAGCAACAACAGAAAAUGAAGAACGGAUGGAAUGUUGUGGUUUUGAAGGAACCUAAGGAUAUGAAGAAGCUAUAUGUACGUGUAUAUUCCAAUGGAACACUAGUGGAUGUUACUGUUGAUGACGAUAUGGGAUUAUUGUAUCAUGGCGUCAAGAUGCCCACGUUUGUAGUUUCAUUUUACGAUGAUCUUCCUCAAGUCGCAGGAGAGACAUUAACUGUGCAAUUAUCGCAAGGUUAUGGUUAUGUAUUGGCUCGUAAGAAACAUAAGCCAAUUGCGAAUGUAAUGAUGCGGACAAAACGUGGAUUGCCAACUGUGGUGUCUAUAGCUAAUAGUGACACGAAGAAAGAUGAUGAUAUGAAUAAAGGAAGAAGAGGUCAAAAGCGACCGAAAUCUCUUAUGGGAGUUGAUGAUUCAUGUCACGAUGAAGAACAACAAUCGACAUCUAAACCCACGACAUCUGAAACCAAUACUACGGAUUUCAAAGAACGACAUUCAUCUGCAUUUACUAACGGCAUUAACGAAACUGUCAGACAAGCCUUUGCAGCAGUUUGUCCACCUGAUAAGCAGUUUGAUUGGCUAAGAGAACAAACGCUACCCGAAUUUUUUAACGCAUAUUUAAAUUCGGUUGUACCAUAUAGAGCUGAUGUAUAUUGUCCGCAAUUGGCCGUUAUGGUGGAAUAUAACGGAUCGUUUCACUACAGGAAGGCAUACAUGGAACGGACAGUAAAUGACAUAAUGAAAAGGAGGUACUGUAGGAAAAAUAAUAUUGUGCAAAUUAACGUCAAUCCAACUCUGUCUCAUACACAAGCAGGUAUGCAACGAUAUGCACGGUUUAGGCUAUACACUGAAGUUGUGGGUGUCGAGCCUAUACCGUCAAAGAAGGAAUGUGCGUGGUUUCUCGGAAACGACAUGCUUCAUGAUAUAGUACAAGAUAAUAAUCCACAUCGUGGAUUUUCAGAACGAGAACUUUCAUAUCUAGAAAUUGAAGUAUCAAGAUUACUACCGGAUAUGUUUGUAGGUGAGGGAAGAAAAAUUAAAUUCGAACCACUGUUUAAGAUACUACCACAUGGUAGUGAAAAGGAACCGAAACAAGGAGAUACAACAACAAAUGACGCUUCUGACUACGCAGCAUUUACGCUUCGCUAUAACCAAUCUCCUUUCAUUGCCGUCGACACACGAUCAAAUAUGGAAAUUAAGCCUGCAAAUACGAAAAAUGUUGUCUAUAUUAUAUUCUGGAAGCGCUAUCCAAGAUGCAAGUAUUUGUUUUACAGGCGGGAUGCCAUACACGUUCCUCUCUAUUUGAUAAAAACUUUAAACAAAUUGAUUGAAUAUUUAGCAUGUAGAAUAUUUGAUCAAGUCGAUGAAGCGACAUUGCAUUGGAAAAAAAGUACCGAUCCUAAUGGAAAUCAGCAUUGUUUAGUUAAUAAAUAUGGAAAAUAUUAAUGAAUUCAUUGAUUUUGUUCAUUAUGACCUCAGUAUUGGCUGUCCGAGAAUAAAGCAUCUCAAAAUACCACAUCUGAAUGUGUUAUGUAAUGAAACCUCGGCAAUAUAUCUUCAGAACAUUAAUGAUCAACUUGAAGGCCGAACGUUUUUUAAUGAUGCGCAAAGCUUGGCAUUUUACGAUGUAAUAAAGAUUCAUACCAUUUCGAACUUGGUCAGUGAUCAAUUGUAUGAUGCAUACUUCAUGUUGUAUUAUCAAGCAAUGUAUAUGCAUCAAUAUUACAGUAAACAGAAAAACAAUAUUUGUACAAAAUAAUAAUACGUAUUUUAUUUCUUAGAUAAUACAUGCUUUUUCUUCUCGCAACAUCACAAAUCCUCUGCUCUGAUGCUCCGCAUGCAUUUGUGAAUGUCAUGUAGUUUUCUUCCUUUUUGUUUUUCUCACAACAACAUUAUCUUCUGAUGCUUUGUUUUCUUUAUUAGAGUCGUCGUCUUGUGGUGUCAUCCUCGAGAACACAGCUGGUUUCUCGAAUUUCUCUUGGAGACAUGAACAUAAUGUUGGUGUUGAAUUUAAAUGGGUAGUGCACUGCAAUUUCUCAUGUAAUUGACGGUCUAUAUUGGAUGAUAUUUCUUUACAUAUUUGUGAUAUAUAACAAGGUGAUGGAUUAUCAAUUACUUUUUUAAUUGCCUCACCAUCGGGAAGACUAUAUACUUCAUUUUGAAUUGCAGUAGACGACAUUAGAACAGAUCGAAAAUCGUCUGGAGGAGAUAAUGGUGUGUUUAUAUCGCGAACUAAGGUUGAACAACAAGACGAUGUAGACACCUUGACAUCUACAAUUCGAACUAGUGGAGCUAUGUAAUGUUCACAUAUAAGUUCACCUUGUUUUAUGGGUGAAUCCCGUUUAUUAAUUAUAUAUUGCUGAUUUUUACGUCUUCUUUUAGUAACAAGUUUAUUAUAUGCAGCCAUCAUUGCCGAAGAUCCAAGUGCCAUAAAUAAUUUAUCAUACGCGUUAUAGACAUAUGCGGCAUAUAUCAGUGAAAAAAAGUAUGAACUUUUUACUACAUUGUUUAAGAUCCAUUGUUGAGGUACGAUCGGGUAUGUUAAUUUAGCAUAUCCAGACGUUUUCGGCUCGAAACACACACUACACAAUACAGGUUUCACAACCUUUUGUACAAACUUAUGUUUGGUUAAAUGGAGCCACUCUGCUGGUUCUAUCCAGCAUCUACACUUUUUUCCAGUUGUAUUUAAUUUGAUGUGCUCUAUUAUCUGAACAACCUCAUUUAUGUUAUUGGUAUCUAAAGAGAUGGAUGACUGAUCAGGUGAAGUCGCUAGAGGAGUAUUAAUACUACACGAAGCUGUGAGUGUCUUCCAUUCUUUUUCGAAUUGCAGUGCAAGCGUUACGUCAUCCUCACAAUCUCCCAUUUGUAGAUUACUAUCUCCUAUAUAUACUGCAGUCGUUGAAGAAACAGGAUCAGAGACAGUAUUACUAGGUGUUGUGUGUGUGAGCACGUCCGUGGUAGUAACAUUUUUGUCGGUUUCAUGUAGUGCUAAUAACAGAGCUACGAAAUCGAUCGAGUCCGCUACUGACGACGUUACGGCCAUCG
This is a messenger RNA of Dermacentor silvarum, 7010 nucleotides long. RefSeq lists its product as uncharacterized. The transcript is spliced from 2 exons. The record is from RefSeq and is a predicted model, not a curated record. The coding region runs from base 6 to 5411 and encodes 1801 amino acids. NCBI's taxonomy places the organism in Eukaryota, Metazoa, Arthropoda, Arachnida, Ixodida, Ixodidae.